Molecule: messenger RNA, 219 nt
Organism: Penicillium alfredii
Lineage: Eukaryota; Fungi; Ascomycota; Eurotiomycetes; Eurotiales; Aspergillaceae
Exons: 2
Coding region: 1-219 (72 amino acids)
Source: RefSeq, a predicted model, not a curated record
AUGCUCUACGCGGCCUGCUGGAGCGAUAGCGAGAAAAGAUGGGGAAGCUCCACUUUGGACCUCAACUUGUGCUAUGAAUUUGCAAACGACAACAUCCGCCCAGCUUCCAAAAUAGACGAUGAGAUCUCUAAUGAUGACGGUGUCUUGAAAUGCGGUGACAACGCCGGCAGUUGGGGCGAUGGAUCUGUACUGGAUGGAAUGGAUGGGUUGCUUUUUUAA